Molecule: messenger RNA, 5302 nt
Organism: Thunnus maccoyii (southern bluefin tuna)
Lineage: Eukaryota; Metazoa; Chordata; Actinopteri; Scombriformes; Scombridae
Gene: fxr2
Product: fragile X mental retardation, autosomal homolog 2
Exons: 17
Coding region: 700-2727 (675 amino acids)
Biological process (GO): regulation of dendritic spine development; regulation of alternative mRNA splicing, via spliceosome; anterograde axonal transport
Cellular component (GO): presynapse; growth cone; axon
Molecular function (GO): mRNA 3'-UTR binding; protein homodimerization activity; translation regulator activity
Source: RefSeq, a predicted model, not a curated record
CAUUCAGUCAGUCCCUCUCUGAUUCACUCUAUCGGCGUGUGUUUGAGGGGACGGGGUAGUUGGAGUAAAGGAGUCGCCGGGCGGCAGUGCAUCUCAAAACGCAUUUUUUUGGGAGCGAGACACCGCUGAAAAUUGCACCACAGACUGAAGAAAACGACCCCCCGGUGACGACUUCUGUGAAAUUUAUUCAACGCAACGACUGCGCCACACGCACAACCAACAAACGCAGCCAGGCUAUAUCAAAUGCUAGCCAGCUAGCAUCCCUGAAAACGGACGGGAUCAAGGUGUUGAUAGCUAGCCUCCCAGCUAAUUAUCCAUCAGAUAGCAUCCUUAGCUUUGCUUUUCCUUCUCGCCGUUGCUCGUGGCGGCGCCUCUCAGCUCGCGAGCACCGAAUCCCACACUCAGACAAACAAAAACAAGACAACGGAGCCUCCUAACCGGCUGCUCUUGGAGACAGCGUCUGCGUUUGCAUUAGUUUGACACCAUCACACCCAUCUCCCCUAACCCCUCUUCACCUCUUACCCCCACCCCCUACCCCCUCUCUCUCUCUCUCUCUCCCUACCACCCGAAACACUGGAAAUCCACAAGCGGCCGGAGAGCGGCGAAGGGCCGGCGAGGCUGGGGGUGGUACCGCUACCGGACUCGCAGGGAGUCGUAACGGCUACAGACAAGCACAGCCGUGGGGAUCUACCGACGAGCAUGGACGGGCUGGCCGUGGAGGUCCGCGGCUCUAAUGGGGCCUUCUACAAGGGUUACAUCAAAGAUGUCCACGACGACUCACUCACAAUCGUAUUUGAAAACAACUGGCAGCCAGAAAGACAGUUGCCCUUCAGCGAUGUGCGGUUGCCUCCUCCAGCAGAGUACCACAAGGAAAUUGGUGAAGGAGAGGAGGUGGAGGUUUACUCCAGGGCCAAUGAACAGGAGCCAUGUGGCUGGUGGCUGGCCCGUGUCAGAAUGAUGAAGGGAGAGUUCUAUGUGAUUGAAUACGCGGCAUGCGACGCCACAUACAACGAGAUCGUCACAGCAGAGCGCAUAAGGCCCCUCAAUCCCAACAGCCCUUCCUCUCGAAACUCCUUCCACAAAGUCCCCAUCCCUGUCCCAGAAGACCUGAGGGACAUCUGUGCAAAUGACAACAUUCACAAAGACUUCAGGAAAGCUAUCGGAGCCAACUGCAUCUUCUACAGUGCCCAAACACACGAACUCAUUGUGCUGUCUACAAAUGAAACCACAGUAAAGCGUGCCACUCUCCUGAGCGACAUGCAUUUCCGCAGCAUCCGUACCAAGCUUAUGCUAAUGUCCCGCAACGAAGAAGCCACCAAACAUUUGGAGACAAGUAAGCAGUUAGCGUCAGCGUACCAGGAGGAGGUGAGGGUCAGAGAGGACCUGAUGGGCCUCGCCAUCGGUUCCCACGGUGCCAACAUCCAGCAAGCAAGGAAGGUGCCAGGUGUCACGGCUAUCGAGCUGGAGGAAGAGAGCUGCACCUUCAGGAUCUACGGAGAGACCCCGGAGGCAGUGAAACAGGCUAGAGAGUAUCUUGAGUUCAAAGAAGACUACUUUCAGGUACCCAGGAAUCUUGUAGGCAAAGUCAUCGGCAAGAGUGGCAAAGUCAUCCAGGAGAUUGUGGACAAGUCAGGCGUGGUUCGCGUCAGGAUCGAGGGAGACAACGACAAAAAGCUUCCCCGGGAGGAGGUAGGCAGGCAGGGGGCUGGCAGGGACGACACUGCCAGCAGCAAAGAGGGUAUGGUUCCCUUUGUGUUCGUGGGAACCAAGGAGAACAUCAGCAAUGCUCAGGCUCUGUUGGAGUACCAUGUGUCCUAUCUCCAGGAAGUGGAGCAGCUGCGUCUAGAGCGUCUCCAGAUUGACGAGCAGCUCCGUCAGAUCGGGGUGGGGUACCGCGCUCCUCCCAGUCGAACUGGGGGCCCUGGUGUCGAACGGGAGAAAGGCUACUUGACAGAUGAGAGUAGCAACUCGCUCCACACCUCUCGCACCUAUGGGGGCCGCGGCAGAGGACGCAGGGCCUCCAACAGCCAGUACUCUGGAUAUGGCACAAACUCUGAACUGUCCAAUGCGUCUGAGUCGGAGGACGUUAUCGACCGAGACCAGCGGCCCCGUGGAAUAGGUGGAGAGGAGAGAGGCUCCCGACGGGGUGGCAGAGGCCGAGGCUCCAACUCUGGACGAGGCCGUGGAGGGCCAGGGUCCAAGCCUUCCAACUCCAUCAGCUCAGUGCUGAGGGACCCGGACAGCAACCCAUACUCUCUGCUGGAGGGUGAGGGAGAGCUGGCCGACACAGACAUCAGUGAAGGCAUGGGAGGAGACCGCCGCAGACGCUCCCGCCGCCGCCGCAAUGACCAGGAGCCCAGCGUGAUGGACGCUGCUACAGAGUCAGACAGCCAGGCCGGCCCCAGCGAGAACGGACUGGAUGAAGAAGCCCGUCCUCAGCGCCGCAACCGAAGCCGUCGCCGCCGUAACCGUGGCAACCGCCCAGAGGGAGGUUCAGCCAGCCGUGACAGACAGCCAGCUGAGAGUGUGACUGUUGCUGACUACAUAUCCCGUGCUGAGUCCCAGAGCAGACAGAACCUGCCCCAGAAGGAAAACCACGCCGGCCCCGAACCCAAGGAGAACGGGACCAACGCCAAGAAGGAUGAACGAACGCCCUCCAAGCGUUCCCCCAGCAAAGGCAUGACCUCGGCCAGCGAGACUCUGACCUUGGUCAACGGGGUCUCGUAAUGAGACGGCCCUGACCCUCGCGAACCCAAGUCUAGAGCAAGACUCCAUGGCAAACUCUGUCCCUGCUUGCAUUAACUUAAACCUUAAACAGAUGAGUGAAAAGUAUCUGACAAAAUACCUGAAUUCAUACUAUGAGAGUGAAAAAGUACAAAAAAACGACAAACGCAUCUACUUAAAAACACACGUUAACGGUGUAUGCUAUCCUAUCUAUCAGUACUUAGUGCUUAUUUAAAAAAAACAACUAGCUUGCCAAAAAAGAGCUGGUGGAUAUGACUUGAUUUUUAAAGAAAUACUGAAACACGAGAAACAGGACGAGACUUUUUUUUUUUUGUUUGUUUGUUUUUGUUUUUGAAACGGUUGUCUUUAUUUGUGUCUUUUUUUUUUUUUUUUUUUUUUUUCUUUUUUCUUUUUGUUAUGUUAAUUUUGUUCAUUGUUUAUCACUGGUUUGGACUUGGCGGUCGCUCUCUCAACCAAAACAGACGCGUCUUUUAACAGUGUUAAAGUACAGACAAGAGAGAUGUAAGCUGCAGGGAGUGGCAUACGAGCAGACAGUCCAAUAGCUUAUGUGACGCGAUGUUCGCACACUGAACCUGGGAGUGGAGACAGACAGACAGAUUGGAAUAUUGAUAGACAUUGUGCCUUGAAUUUGAAAAAAACAAAAAAACAAAAAAUAAAAAAAAAAAACUUGAGUUUUUCCAUUAAGUUUGUUUUUGUUUCCUGAGAGGAAGAAAAGAGGGAGAAGUGUUCCUCCGAGGUUUGUUUUGGUUCCAAGGAGAGAACAGGAAGUGAUAGGUAAAAAGAGAAGAGGAUACAGGGAUAGAGGGAGUGGCUGGCCAACGUGAGGUAAAAGAAGUCUGGUGCCAAACACGAAAUUCAAGGCGCUUGCCUUCAGAGUAGAAUGGACAGCGUUGGGGGUCAGCGCGUGCGUGUAUGGGCGUGCGCGCGUAUGUGUGUGUUUGUGUGUGCACAGUUGAGAUAUUUGGCAACCACAAAACUAAACUGGGAGGGGUAAGGUAACAAAACGAACCGUAGCCCUGGGCGCGUCACACGGUGAGGCAUCUCUAUUUAUCAACAGGCCUGAGAGGUGUCAGGUGAGGUGUCACUUCUCACUUCCUCUCACCUGUUUUAGGUCUUUCGAGGGUACAGGGUGGCACCCGUACAGCCUUGUAAACAGGACAGGCUGAGACCAGACAGACGGCAGACUUGAACUAUAGAUUUAGACUUAAAGAGAAAUAUACCGUGCCUCUUUCUCUGUGUCGGAGGGGGCGGCGGUGCUAGCUUCCAGCCACACUAGUGUCUUGAUAAACCACUGCAGCGCGCAGCUCCGGAUGCACACGAGGGCGACCACCUCUCUGGGACGGGUGCUGCUAGUGGGGGAGGGCCUGGAGACUGCGGACUGUGGGAUUGGGACAGCUUCAAAUGAGACGAGAGCCACAUGACACACAGGCCCACGCUUACAGGUACACACACACACAGGGCAUACACACCAGGUGCGAAAACGCAACAGCACGCGGCUGCGAGUCGGCGUGGUCGCCUGCACGGGCGCAAAGUAGAGGACCGCAACAGAAAACUUUAAACAAGCGAGGUGUCUGUCUUGUACCUGGCAGAUUUGGGUUGGCAAAUGGUGCAAGAGAGGGACUGGCAUCCACAGUGGCUCUCUGCUCAUGUUGUUACUGUUGUCUUGGUUACCGCUCUCAAGUUUUUUUUGUUGCUAUUUCCACAUCUUAGAAAAUAUUAAAUAAAAAAUUGAAGUGAAAUCAACCUCUUCUCUGGAGAUGAACUUUGAUUUCUCUGUCUUGUGAGUUUGCAGUCUAUUUUUCUAACUUGCAUGGCAUUUAGUUAACCGGUAGUAGGUGGUGCCUGUCCUGUGCAUGAAGGAAGGGUGUUAUUAAUCUGACUUACAAAGCCAUUGUUUCAUUCACUAGAAUUGCUGCUAAUGUACACAUUGAAUGUCCAACUAACUUAGAAACUCUACCUUGAAGAGAGAGAAACUUUAUUUGUGACUUAGAACAUUUCCCACCCCGCUUAUCUGCCCAGUUUUCUACUGGUGGAUACGAGUCAGGAAGGGGGGACCCAUUCCUUCACUCACAAGUUUCAGAGUCUCACAAAGUAUUCAGUUACAAAGGGCAACAUUGUGCAUGACAAGCAAGCGUCCACACGACAAAGGUUUUGAGGGACAGAUGAAUGGGAGUGCGGUUGAAUCGAGAUGACCCAGAUGCUGCUGUUAUACAUUUCUGCUCACCUGUAUGUUGUGUUUUUAGAGUAUGAAAGAGCACUUGAGUAUUUGUACCUUGGUUCAGUUGCAUGUGUGUGAGUGGAGGACGAAGCCCUAUCUGGUAUGUUUGUGUUUACCUUUAUACCUCAUUGUGUGAGUACUGUAAUCCCUUAUGUAUCUGUAUCCCUCAUGUCCUAUUGAAAGGCUGCUCUGUGUGUGUGUGCGUGUGCGUGCGUGCGAGUGUGCGUGUGUGUCUGUGUGGAUGCUGGUUGUACAGUCGACUCCUCACUGUCAGAUUUUGUCUCUGGUUUUCUCACUCAUGUUCUGAUGGCAAUAAAGGACUUUUCAUUGUUUGGUAUA